Messenger RNA from Verruconis gallopava, 862 nucleotides. RefSeq lists its product as uncharacterized. The coding region runs from base 196 to 795 and encodes 199 amino acids. The transcript has a single exon. Lineage: Eukaryota; Fungi; Ascomycota; Dothideomycetes; Venturiales; Sympoventuriaceae. The record is from RefSeq and is a predicted model, not a curated record. Gene Ontology annotation, molecular function: carbon-sulfur lyase activity.
AUUCGCCUAGGCACCCAACAUCCUUAUUUGUCCCUUCGAUAUGAUAGAAAGCUAUUGAUCAGCAAAACUCAAAUCUAGUUCUUUUCACCUCUUUUCUGAACAUCUGCAUAUCUCGUAGCUUUUCAUUAUCAGUUUGUCACUCGUAAUAAUCGACGCGAGCUAGCUCGAAUACGUGUACAUAACUAAUUGAUCAACAUGCCAGACUCUCCAAGUGACACUCCGUUAACUGGAGGGUGUUCCUGUUCCUACGUUCGCUACAAGGUCAAUGCUGCACCGUUCGUGAUCCAUUGCUGCCACUGUCAUGAAUGUCAACGGUUGACUGGAAGUGCAUUUGUCAUCAACUAUCUGGUCGAAUCUUCGCACAUCGUUCUGGAAAACGAGGCACAACGGCCGGUCAGCGUACGAACACCAUCGACUUCGGGCUAUGGCCAGCUGAUCCAGCGGUGCCCGAAAUGUCAGGUGGCUUUGUGGAGCUACUACGGGGGAUCUGGGCCUUUAGUCGCAUUCCUGCGAACUGGCACACUCGACUUGCAGUUCCAAGGGAAAAUUGUGCCAGAUGUGCACAUAUUCACAAAGACGAAGGUGCCGUGGUUGAGAUUGCCGGAAGACAAGCCCUCCUUCGAGGAAUUUUACAGUUAUGACGAGUAUUGGAGUAAGGAGAGUUUGGAGAGACGGAGGGCAAUACAGCCAGCUGUAAAAAAAUGGAGGGAGAAACAAGAAAAGUUUUGCGAUGGGCAAGCUGAAACUCUGGAUGAGGCAGCUGUGACGAAAAUGCUGGCUGACGUAAAAUUGUAACUGAUGUUGGUUAAGUUGCUACUUAGACGGAUCAAGUCGCAUGAGCAAAAACCAACAGGACCCCCCC